Mesorhabditis belari is the source of this 471-nucleotide messenger RNA. NCBI's taxonomy places the organism in Eukaryota, Metazoa, Nematoda, Chromadorea, Rhabditida, Rhabditidae. The record is from the annotation of a GenBank genome assembly.
AUGCUUUCUUUUCUCGUGUUGUCAACGAUAUUUCUGCCGGUCGUUUACGGGUGUUCUUGUUAUUGGUCACCUCCACAGAAACAGUUUUGCGAUGCUGAUUGGGUGUCUCAUGUGCGAAUCCGCUCCUCAAAAAUUCUGUCAGAUCAAUCAUCUAAAGAAGGCCGACUCCUUGUUUUCGAUCAAUUGUCAGAUCGAGUCUUUGACGUUGAGCACAUCGAGGUUUUUAAGCGUCCCUCCAAUCUCACCGCUCUCCCAAAUACUCUCUCGACAAAACUUUACGAGUCACUUUGCGGAUUAAACCUUAACCUGGCCAACAAGGACGAGCAGUUUCUCCUUGCAGGGAGACUCGUCGACAAACAAUUGCGCUUCGAUCUUUGCAGUCAAGUUGCUCCCUCUGAUUACUACCCGAAAAACUAUCGCUGGGAGGCGUAUCCAAGCGAUUUCCCCGAGACACUUCGAGCGAUCAAAUGU